GAUCGCCAGUAGGUUAAAGAGAUGAGAACUUUUUCAGGAGAGCACAUGAGAACUUCUAAUGUGAAGCCAAGCCAAGGUGGUACCAUCACAGUACCAUCUCGGAUCAUUUUCUGUACUUUUUUAGUGUUUAUAACAGAUGGCAGACCAUCUUAUAGUAAAAUAAGCAUUUACUGAACUAAUAACAAAACAUUAUCGGACGUUUUUUUAUAUUGCAUGUCACCCCUAUUUGUCGUCUAAAGCCUGAUUCUAAUCUUGGCCACAUUAACGGUUUCACACUUGGGUUAGCGCAACUAUGUAACACGUGGAAUUAGCAUAACUUUAACUUCGCAUAUAGGGACCACAGUCAGGAUCUCUGCGGUCAAAGAAGUGGGUUACUGAUCAGAAGGUCUGGGGUUCAAGCCUCCGACCUUCCAUGCUCUCAAAGUUGGACCUUUUUGAGCAACCCCAUCUGCUCCAGGGGCACUGUGUCAUGGCUGAUGUGUGCUCUGACCCCAGCUUGAUAAGCUGAAAUAUGUGAAAACCCUUGUGGUGGCGGUUAAGGCUUGUUAAUGGUUGUUGCUCAAAGGAUCAGGGUUCAAGCCCCAGCACUACCAAGCUGCCACUGUUGGGGCCCUUGAGCAAAGCCCUUAACCCUCAUUGCUCCUGUUGUGCUGUAUCAUGUUUGACCCAGUGCUCAGACUCCCAACCUCCAAAAGGAAUUUAAUUGUUCUUUAAUGUACAUAUGACAAAAGCUGCUUCUUCGAACAAUCCAGUGCCAAACGUGUAGUUUGAAAUGAAGCCUUGUUAGAUGCUUAGCAACAGGCAACCAACCAGACCUUAAAGAGCACCUGUGCACCUCAUAUCACAUCCUCUUACAGUGACGGAACCACUGCAUGUUGUGUAAACAGUAGUUACAUUAUUUGAGGGAAAAAGUCAAACGGUGACAGAAAACGUGUCAGUUGGUGCAUGUUUAAUUUUUACAGUUAUAAUCAGAAAAGUAUUCAGGCUAAACUGGAUGGAGUAUUGUUAAUGAAUAGACUAAAAUAUUUGAAGAAGCUGGAUAUUAAUUAAGGCCUUUAUCAGCUAGGCAACAAAUUUAAAAAGGCCAAAUAUAUCGAUGUGCUGUAUUUAUCAAAACACGGCUGUUGAUGCUGCAAAUAAGAAAGUUAAGGAAUAUGAAGUGUGAAACAUCACAUCAUGAAGAUCCAGGAUUAAUUAUUAACCCUGUUAAUUAUUAAAGUGUGAAACGUUAAACAAAAUAACCCAGGAUCCUUUUUACCCAUAGUCUACGAUCACUCUGGGUGAAAAGCCAUAAUUAUUGUUUGGGGACACUAUGGUGUAGCGGGUAGCUUUGUGUCACAGCUCCAGUGUCCUCAGUCCAAUGCUGUGGAUUGUUUAUCGUGGUCUCUCUUUGUCUUAUGGGUUUUCUCCAUGUUCUCUGGUUUGUUUCCAUCCACAAAAAGCCAGAAAUAAAGUCAGUCCCAAACUUGAUCAGAACUUAAACCUCUCAUAAAUGUGAGGAAAGAAGGUCAACACUAGAUACGCUGAUCUGAUAUUUUCCUUCAGCUGCUCUGAUUCCUAAAUGUGACUGUUUGGAUGCUUUGAUAUAUAAUAUGACCUGUUGGUUCAUCAGGAGCUCUUGGUUACACAAUUCCACUGGACUACAAUCUGUUGUGGAAAGGACAUUAUUUAUAUUUACAUUAUUUCCUUUCCAGUGUCACACAUGAGGCUGAGGUUCACUUCUGAGUCUGGUUCCUCUCAAGGUUUCUUCCUCAUAUCAUCUCAAGUUUUUCCUCGUCACCAUUGCCUCAGGCUUGAUCAUUAGUCAUGGAUGUUAGAAAUAGUUUCUCUCUAAUGUCUGUUGUUAAAAGUGCUAUACAAAUAAAUUAAAUAGAAUAUUUCCUGACAAAUUCAUUUCCUGGAGAGAUUGUUUAACUACAGUUAAAUCAGACAGGAAAUGGAAAAACCACAGCAGUUUUAUUGUCCUAGAUAAUGGUGUGCUAUGGUCCAUCAGCAUUAAGCUUGUUUUUGUCUUUCUCUGCGUUCUCCUGCCAACCAUCUCUUACUGCUCUCUUCAGAUGAGUUCUUUCUCCAUUUAUAUUUUAAAACUUGAUGUCUGAUGACCUUUUCAGACUGAUCCCGUAAGCUGCAGGUAGCUUUAUCCAGACGCCACCUGGAAUGCGGUGACGUGGUUUUUACACAAGAUUUAACUUCACAACACCUCCUUAAUGCUUGUACCAAGUUAGCAGAAACUGCACAGAUGAGAUCAGACCGAUCAGCUGAUCCGUCACUUCCAGAGAAACGUGACAUUUACGUUUGCCAAAUAUUUUAUUAGGACUCGUUCAAAAGGGCCUGUUUAGCGUCAGCUUGAAGAUUCUGAGAUUUUAAACUCCCCACCUUCCAAUUAGUAAAAAACCAAAGUCUUAACCUUUGAGCUACAACAUGCUUAAUCACCUGUUCAAACCAUCUUACCCCUAAGGGUACUAGCUUAUGACUCUAGAGAUCAUUACAUAAGGUUUAGUGACCGAUAUCCUGACCAAUAAUUCUUAAUCUGUAGCAUUUUAUCUACAAAAUGCAUUUUCCAAAUUACCACUCAUCGCAAUAACCUAAAAGGUUGUUAUUACUUUCCAACAUAUUUUCAGUUAAUGAUGUGGCAUUUAAGAAUAAAUUUGUUCAGGACUAAACCCUUUAACCUCUUUCAGUCCUCACGUGUUUUACGAUUCCUGGCUGUUCCUAAUGAGAUUACAGAGCAUUAUGUUGUUGUGGAAUUAGUCAGCGACAUAAAAAAAAAGUGUAGCACUUAAGACUCGAAGUGGAACAGCCUUGUGAGGCAGAAAGCAGCACGUUGGAUUGAAUGUGAAUGCUGAUAGAAGUAUAAGCUGUAGACCCGAAACAUUUCUUCAUUUUCAUAUAUUAAAUGAGGUGAAUGCAAUAUGCAUGAACAAGAGUCAGAAAAUCACUGGCAGUGUUGAACCUUGAGGAAGACCGAGAAGCAGAGAAGCGAAUACUUUUCAGCUGCACUCUGUAACAACGUAUUUGAAUUGAAAUAUGGAUGCCAUAGUGAAGAAAUCUCUAGCUGGCUUCAUAUCAGGGGUGAAGGAUGGAGCUGGUAAAAAGGGGAAGGCUGUUAGAAGGAAAAGUGCACCCUGCUGUUACUCCCACAUCACUUAUGACUCGUCCUGGAUCAGAGCCUACCAAGCAGACCUACAGCGAGAAAGGAAACUGAGACAAGGCAUAUUAGCUCAGAAGAAAGCAGAGAGAACAGUUCUGAAGGUCCACUACAGGAACCCACACCAUUACACAAAAGCACCCCAGGACAGGAAGCACUUAAAAACCAAAGCCUCUUCAAAGAAAGAUGACUCUCUUUUUGGUGCCUUCCAGUGUUUAAGUCUGAAUAUAGACGACAGUGUCCGGUCCUUUAAACCUACAGCAGCGAGCGCAGAGCAGUGUAAAGUCAUGUAAAAAAGAAGCACAAAAUAAUCUGCAUCCAUUAUGUGCACAUAUCCUGCACCUGUUACAGCAGCAUAAUGGUUUCAUUGUGGUUGAAGCUUAGAUUAUUUAAUUAUUCUAAACCAUAUAUAUUGUCAUAUAAGAGUCAGUCAAAUAAUAAAUAAAUAAAUAAAUAAAUGGAAGUGGUGAGAUCUGCUUGCAUGGAGUUUGUUUAAGAAACAUUUAUAUUUACAGUUCAUUAUCUCAACUUUUUCCAAAUA
Tachysurus fulvidraco (yellow catfish) is the source of this 3689-nucleotide messenger RNA. RefSeq lists its product as uncharacterized. Bases 3028 to 3441 code for a protein of 137 amino acids. The transcript has 4 exons. NCBI's taxonomy places the organism in Eukaryota, Metazoa, Chordata, Actinopteri, Siluriformes, Bagridae. The record is from RefSeq and is a predicted model, not a curated record.